Molecule: messenger RNA, 993 nt
Organism: Soboliphyme baturini
Lineage: Eukaryota; Metazoa; Nematoda; Enoplea; Dioctophymatida; Soboliphymatidae
Source: the annotation of a GenBank genome assembly
AUGCAGAUUCUCGAUCUGCCGAAUGGACUUCGUUCAGAGAUGUUCACAAGUAAAGGGUUCGGUUUUCGAAGUGAACAGCAGCUUGACGUCACGGAAAUAUUCAGCGGUCAGUUCAUGUGCAAGGAAGAGGUAUCCACACUGCCAUCGCGCUGCUCAGAAACCGAUACGGUCCCUCAGUUGUUGGCAACGGCCCCUGUGUCCACCGCCGCCGUUUCCAGAUCCGUGGACGACGACUUGGUGCGGGUGCCGCCGUUCAUCGAGGCGAUGGCCCUUAGCCAAUACAGCACUGAUGCCAUUCUUCCUACCAGCGGCAGCAGCAGUCGCGCUGACUCGUCGCCCAGUGCCCAGUGCAACGGCUCGCUGUCCGACGAUCAAAAUUCGACGCCGAACUGCGCCGUGUCCGAUGCCAAAAACGAUUCCUCGCAGGUACCACCGUCGCAGGACAACAAGACCAGCACCGACCUCGGUGGAAGCGAUGCAGCGCCACCACCGGAAAACAGUGAAGAGGUGUUCCUCAUCCAGGAUAGCGGAUUCUCGGUGAAGAUACACGCCCCUGGAUGCGAGCCUUUCGAACUGCAGGUGAGCAGCAUGGAGCUGGUUCAAGAGAUUCACCAAAUUUUGAUGGACCACGAGGAAACGUGUCAUCGCACGUGUUUUUCGCUGCAACUGGACGGCCAGAUUUUGGAUAGCUUCGCCGAGCUCAAAGCGAUCCCCGGCCUGAAAGACGGUGCCACGCUCAAAGUUGUCGAAGAACCGUACACUGUCAGAGAAGCACGCAUUCAUCUACGGCACGUUCGAGACCUGUUAAAGUCGCUCGAUCCUUCGGACGCGUACAACAGUUCUGAAUGCGCAUCUCUCAGCUACGUAAAUACGAUAACAAACGGUAGCAUCUCAGAGCGCACCGGUUCCAAUCUGGAGUCAUCGGUGGACUGCACUCCGCCAGACUACAUAAUGCCCGGUUGCAAGGAGCGUCUGAUUUCUCCACUGAUGCCC